GAGGGGACUAUACAAAUAGUGAAGAAAUCUGAUUAGUGAGUUAGUAGGACUGAGCCAGACCCAGAGCACCAUCACGGUGUCUCCACCUUGCUCACGGAGAGACACAUUGACCAGAAGAUCCUGGAACUCACCAACAAGAUCAUUCAGCAGCUGACUGGAGAGGAGGAGGAGUAUAUAGAGGAACACAGGGGUCUGUAUAAUGACGUGAUGAUGGAUAAUCACCAACCCCUCACAUCACAAGCAGAACUACGAAAAAAUCCAUCUGCUCAUAAUGAGGAUGAACCAGUCUCAUGUGAUGGAGGAAUCCUCACAGACAGUGACAUUUAUACACCCACAGAUCAUAUACAGGAUACAGCUACUCAUAUUAUGGAGGAACCAGUCUCAUGUGAUGGAGGAACCCUCAUAGACACCAACAUCUAUACACCCACAGAUCAUACACCGUAUACAGCUACUCAUAUUAAGGAGGAACCAGUCUCAUGUGAUGGAGGAACCCUCAUAGACACCAACAUUUAUACACCCACAGAUCAUACACCGUAUACAGCUACUCAUAUUAAGGAGGAACCAGUCUCAUGUGAUGGAGGAACCCUCAUAGACAGUGACAUUUAUACACCCACAGAUCAUACACAGUGUACAGCUACUCAUACUGAGGUGGAACCAAUCUCAUGUGAUGGAGGAACCCUCACAGACACUGACAUUAAUACAUCUAUAGAUCAUACACAACAUAAAUCUACUUAUAUUGAGGUGGAACCAGGAUCUACAUCUAGUUUUGGAAAUCACACAGGAGAGAAACCAUAUUCUUGCUCUAAAUGUGGUAAAUGUUUCACCAGAAAAAUACACCUGAAACAUCACCUAAGAAGUCACACAAGAGAGAAACCAAAUUCGUGCUCAGAAUGUGAAAAAUCUUUUCGCUUUAAAUCAGAUCUAAACAGGCAUCUGAGAAUUCACACAGGAGAGAAGCCAUAUUCUUGCUCUGAAUGUGGGAAAUGUUUCACCAGACAAUCACACCUGAAAGACCACCUAAGAAGUCACACAGGGGAGAAUCCUUGCUCACAAUGUGGAAAAUGUUUUGUCAGUAAGUCAUAUCUGAGAGUACAUCAGAGACUCCAUACAGGAGAGAGUACUCAUUCCUGCCCAGAAUGUGGGAAAUGUUUCAACAGACAAUCACACCUGAAAGAUCACCUUAGAAGUCACACAGGGGAGAAGCCAUAUUCCUGCUCAGAAUGUGAGAAAUCUUUUAGUUAUAUAUCAGAUCUAAGGAAGCAUCAGAAAAUCCACACAGGGGAGAAGCCAUAUUCCUGCUCUGAGUGUGGGAAAUGUUAUACUAGGAAUGAAGAUCUGAAAAAGCAUCUGAGAACCCAUACAGGAGAGAAACCAUAUUCCUGCUCUGAGUGUGGGAAAUGUUUUACCUGUGCAUCAAGCCUGAAGAGACAUGAGCGCUUCCAUACUGGAGAGAGACCACAUGCGUGCUCUGAGUGUGUGAAAUGUUUUACCACUAGUCAGCAACUUCUUAUACAUCAGAGACUCCACACAGGAGAGAAGCCAUAUUCCUGCUCUGAGUGUGAUCAGUGUUUUGCUAGGAAAGAAGAACUACAAAACCAUCAGAUGCUCCACACAGGGGAGAACCCAUAUUCCUGUUCUGAGUGUGGCAAAUUCUUUACUACUGCGUCAAAUCUGAAAGAUCAUAAAAGAGUCCACACAGGGGAGAAACCGUAUUCCUGCUCUGAGUGUGGGAAAUGUUGCAGAACUAGAUCAAGUCUUGUUGUACAUAAGAGAGUUCACACAGGGGAGAAACCAUAUUCUUGCUCUGAGUGUGGGAAAUGUUUUGGCAGUAAGUCAUAUCUGAGAGUGCAUCAGAGACUCCAUACAGGAGAGUCUCCUCAUUCCUGCCCAGAAUGUGGGAAAUGUUUCACCAGACAAUCACACCUGAAAUAUCACCUAAGAAGUCACAACUAAACUACACUUUGCAGAACUUGACUUCCAAGUGGGUUUCCUUCAUAUUUAACCACUUAACUGGCAUGGUCAGAUCACGUGUCCCCCAGUUUUUGACAUGGAGAUCCAUUUUGGAGAUGUGCAUAAUAUAAUAUUGAAAUAGUUUUUAAAAAUACUUUGAAAAUUAUAUUAAAUAAAAAAGAAAAAAACAACUAUAUGAACGGUUUUGAAGGGAAAAAAAUCGUCAGUUAAGUGAUUUAAUGACUCCAAGUUGGUGUUGCGCAGAUGUCCUUACUGAUACCUGAGCCUUUUUUGCCGCAUGACAUCAAUAUUGUCGUAGCUGAGCGAAUACAGAGGACUUCGGUACCUUUGCUCUUUGUUCUGAAUAAUGAAGAUAAAUAAUUUUAUUAUCCAUCUUCCAAUGGUUUGUUCAGUUAUUUAUUUAUUAAAAGUUUCUUAUAUAGCACAGCAAAUUCCUUUGCGCUAUACAAUAACAAAUUAAAACAAUUUGUAACAAUGGUGAAAAAAGACAGUCAUAGAGGUAGGAAGGCCCUGAACAUAAGCUUACACUCUACAGGGAGGUAGUCAUUGGUACACAAGGAUAAGUGUUAUCUAUUACCUAAAGGUCCACCAGAUUGGGAAGGUUCUUGGUGGGCUGUAUGAUAUGGUCACACAGUGAUGUUGGCCAGGGGUCAGGAGCAUGGGAAAUUGAAGAACAGGAAAAUAUGUGGAGGAUAUGAGUGGGCUCUACAGUAGGGAAGUAAUUGGAUAGUAAAGAUUAUGAAGGUUAUGUGGGCGGUUUUGUAAUAUGAUAAUCUUGCCUGAAGAGGUGAGUUUCCAGGGAGCGCUUGAAGGAUUGGAGACUAGAGAAACGCCUUAUUGUGUGUGGUAGGGCUUUCCACAGAGUGGGUGCAGCCCAAAGAAAGUCCUGCAAUCUUGAGUGGGAGCGAAUAAUCAAUGUUAAUGAUGAAAGCUGUAGAUCUUGUGAAGAGCGAAGAGGUCGGGUUGUGAGGUAGUUUGAGAUAAGCAAAGAGAUGUACAUUGGUGUAGUUUGGUUAAUGGCCUUGUGUGUGAGUAAAGGUAUUUUAUAUUGAAUACGGUAGAAUACAGGUAACCAAUGGAGGGACUGACAGAGCAACUCUGCAUAUAAGGAACAUCUAGCGAUCUAAGGUUAGCCUCACAGCUGCAUUCAGAAUGGAUUGUAGUGGUGAGAGUCUCUUUUUGAUAAGACCAGUGAGAUGACUAUUCAAUAAUCAAUGCGGUAGAUAAUUAGAGCAUGGAUUAGUAAGUCAUCAGACUUACACCCGGGGGAGUGGAGCCUCCCACAGGUAUUUUGGCAGAUCACCGAUCUGUGGGGCUGCCCACAGAUCGACUUGAUGGCAGCUCGGCUCAACAAGAAACUUAGCCGGUAUUGUUCGAGGUCCAGGGACCCGCAGGUGGUAUCAGUGGAUAUACUGACAACCCUGUGUCCUUACAGGUUGGUCUACCUGUUUCCUCUGAUUCCUUUGCUCCCGAUGGUGCUAAAGAGAAUCAGGCAUCAGAGUCCAGGCAAUUCUGAUUGCCCCAGACUGGCCUCGGAGGGCUUGGUACGCGGAUCUUCAUGUUCAUCGAGGACCCUUGGCCUCUGUCAAUGAGAAGAGAUCUUCUGCAACAAAGACCGUUUGUCUACCCGGACUUACGGCGGCUUCGUUUGAUGGCAUGGCGGUUGAGCGGAACAUCCUAGCUCGAAAAGGCCUUUCCAAAAGGGUUAUCGCAACCAUGGUUCAGGCCAGAAAAUCUGUGACGUCAAAGCACUAUCAUCAUACCUGGAGGAGAUAUGUCUCUUGAUGUAAAGAGCGCAAGUAUCCUCCAGCGGAUUUUCACUUGGGACGUAUCUCAUGUUUCCUCCAGCCUGAAGUGGAUAUGGGCUUGCCUAUUGGUUCUCUUAAGGUCCAGAUUUCAGCCCUCUCAAUUUUUUUCCAGAAUAAGUUGGCAGUGUUGAUAGAAGUUCAGACCUUCUUGCAGGGCAUUCUUUGUAUACAGCCUCCCUUUGUGCCACCAACGGCACCAUGGGAUCAGAGUGUGGUAUUGGAAUUUCUACAGUCCUCCUGGUUUGAACAGUUAAGGAUGGUAGAAGACAAGUACCUCACAUGGAAGAUGUUGUUAAUGACCCUAGCUUCUGCUAGGCGUGUCUCAGAAUUUGGGGCCUCAUCCUGUAAAAGUCCAUACUUGGUCUUUUAUGAAGACAAAGCAGAGCUCCGGAGUAUGCAGCAGAUCCUGCUGAUGGUUGUCUCUGCGUUUCAUCUGAACCAACCUAUUGUGAUUCCAUCAGGUACUGGCAUUUCUGACCCUCCGGAGGCGUUGGAUGCUGCGCGAGCUUUGAAGAUCUACAUCAAGAGGACGGCUCAGUUUACAAAAAACGGAUUCCCUAUUUGUGCUUUAUGAUGCGCAGAAAAAGGGUUACCAUGCUUCUAAGCAGUCCAUUGCCUUUUGGAUUAGGCCGACUAUCCAACAGGCCUAUGUGUCGGCAGCCUUAACUGUUCCAUAGUCUCUGAAGGCCCACUCUACAAGAUCAGUGGGGUCUUCCUGGGCGGCUGCACGUGGAGUUUUGGCCUUGCAACUAUGCCAAGCUGCUACCUGGUCGGGGAAGAACACCUUUGUGAAGUUCUACAGGUUUGAUACGCUGGCCAAAGAGGAUACCCAGUUUGGGCAGUGGUGCUGCAGACGUCUCCGCACAUUCCCGCCCAUUCUGGAAGCUUUGGGACGUCCCCAUCGUACUAAGAACCCAGUAUCCCUUAUGGAUGCUAGAAAAAAUAAAAUUUUAAUUACCUACCGGUAAAUCCUUUUUUCAUAGUCCCAUAAGGGAUACUGUUCGCCCGCCUCAGUGCUUGACUUGUCUGCAGGUUUUUUCUUUUGUAAAAGUUUACCUGUUCAGCUGUUGCUGUUUUUGUUGUUACCAGCUGUUGCUAGUCAGUUAAGUUGUGAUGUGCUGGUGUAAAUCUCACCACUCGUUAUUGUUCUGUUCCUUCUCUCAGGUAUAUCCAUUCUCCUUUGGGCACAGUUUUACCUAGACUGGCUGUAGGAAGGGACAUAGAGGGGAGGAGCCAGCACGCCCAGUUGAAGAAAUUUAAAGUGCACCGGCUCCUUUGGACCUCAUCUAUACCCCAUUGUACUAAGACCCCAGUAUCCCUUAUGGACUACGAGAAAAGUAUUUUCCAGUAGGUAAUUAAAACCCUAUUUUUGUAUAACCCAACCCUGACUUGUACUUCUCAACAACUUUGUCCCUGACUUGUUUGGAGAGCUCCUUGGUCUUCAUGGUGUAGUGGUGUUGCAGCCUUUGGGGCCAUUCAGCAAAGUUGUGUUUAUACUGACAGAUCAUGUGACACUUGAUUGCACACAGGUGGACUUUAUUUCACUAAUUAUGUGACUUCUGAAGGUAAUUGGUUGCACAAGAACUUUUGAGGGGCUUCAUAGCAAAGGGGGUGAAUACAUAUGCACAUGCCAAUUUUCAAAUUUUUAGUUAUAAAAAUUAUUUUAUAUACAUUUUUCUCAUUUCGACUAUUUUGUGCAGAUACAUCACAUAAAAUUCAGAUGAAAAAACAUAAAAAUUAAAUUACAGGUUGUAAUGUAACAAUCGGUAAAAAGCCAAGGUGGUGAAUACUUUAGCAAGGCACUGUACCGUGAACUUUUCCCUACAAUGUCUGUACUGUAAGUCGCUGUGUUCUUUGUUUUGCUCAUUGGUUUAUGUAGUUUGUUAUGCGCUGCGGAACCCUUGUGGCGCCAUAUAAGUAAACAAUAAUAAUGAGAGAGACCUUAUUAAUCCAGUAUGAAGGUUUAUUUAUGGUGAGCAUAUGAAAUUGAAUCCAAGAGUUAUAUCUAAAAAUCCUAAAUGUAGCUUAUGUAUCAUGGGUGCAGUAAAGCUUGUCUGCUGAAGGAAGCAUGAAGUGCUCUAAAAUGUCCUGGUAGAUGGCUCUGUUGACUCUGGUCUUAAUAUAGAACAGUGGACCAACACCAGCAGAUGACAUGGCUCCCCAUAUCAACAUAUACUGUGGAAACUUUACACUGGACUUCAAGCAUCUUGGAUUGUGUGCCUCUCCUCCCUUCCUCCAUACUCUGAGACCUUGGUUUCCAAAUGAGAUGCAAAAUUUGCUCUUAUCUGAAAAGAGGACUUUGGACCACUGAGAAACAGACCAGUUCUUUUAUUCUUUAGCCCAGGUAAGACGCUUCUAACGUUGUUUGUUGUUCAAGAGCAGCUUGACAACAGACGGAGAUGUUAACUUCAUUUUCCAGUAGGACUUGGCACCUGACCACACUGCCAAAAGUACCAAAACCUGGUUCAAUGACCGUGGGAUUACUGUGCUGGAUUGGCCAGCAAACUCACCUGACCUGAACCCCAUAGAAAAUCUACGGGGCAUUGCAGAAAGAUGAGAGACAUGAGACGGAACAAUGCAGAAGAGCUGAAGGCCGCUAUUGAAGCAUCCAGGUCUUCCAUAACACCUCAGCAGUGCCACAGGCUGAUAGAAUCCACGCCAUGCCGCAUUGAGGCAGUAAUUCAUGUAGAAGGGGCACAAACCAAGUACUGAGUACAUAGGCAUGAUUAUACUUUUCAGAGGGCCGACAUUUCUUUCUGUAAAAUACUUUUUUUAUUGAUUUUAUGUAAUAUUCUAAUUUUCUAAGAUUUUGGAUUUCGGGUUUUCUUAAGCUGUAACCCACAAUCAUCAAAAU
Pseudophryne corroboree (corroboree frog) is the source of this 6633-nucleotide messenger RNA. RefSeq names its product oocyte zinc finger protein XlCOF22-like. NCBI's taxonomy places the organism in Eukaryota, Metazoa, Chordata, Amphibia, Anura, Myobatrachidae. Gene Ontology annotation, molecular function: DNA-binding transcription repressor activity, RNA polymerase II-specific; chromatin insulator sequence binding; RNA polymerase II cis-regulatory region sequence-specific DNA binding. Gene Ontology annotation, biological process: regulation of transcription by RNA polymerase II. Bases 208 to 1953 code for a protein of 581 amino acids. The transcript has 3 exons. The record is from RefSeq and is a predicted model, not a curated record. Gene Ontology annotation, cellular component: chromosome; nucleoplasm.